Metopolophium dirhodum (rose-grain aphid) is the source of this 1248-nucleotide messenger RNA. RefSeq lists its product as uncharacterized. The record is from RefSeq and is a predicted model, not a curated record. The coding region runs from base 1 to 588 and encodes 195 amino acids. NCBI's taxonomy places the organism in Eukaryota, Metazoa, Arthropoda, Insecta, Hemiptera, Aphididae. The transcript has a single exon.
AUGCGCAGGUAUCGGCUGCCGUACUGGGCAUUCGUGCCGACGUUAGGCGUUUGGCCCGGAGUCGCCGGAACCGGAAGUGGAACUGGAUCAGCAGUCGCCGCCGCCGCCACAAUCCCACCUCCGCCCAGAGGAUCCGUCGCCGUGAACUUGGACAGCGGCCGAGUGACAGUGGUUGAUGACGUGGCAGGCCGACCGGAAGUCGGGGACGCGGCCGCCGACCCAAACCGGAAGUGGCGGCCGGCGCAGGUAAAGCCGCUGCACUCGAACACGCCGAGCGUCGGAGGACCGAGUUGGCUGAGGAAGACGGCAGUGGCGGCGGCGGCGUCGGAUCCGGUCGUACAGGCGUCGCAGGUGAAAAACUCCACGGCCGUCGCCACUGAGAGACCGGUCACCAAGAUAUACCUGAAACCGUCGGCCAGGGCGAAGGCCGGUGCCGGCGGCGUGGCCCUCUCGAACCCGAUCAGCACGGCCGUGGUCCGCAGGGGUGACACAGUCAGCAUUGAAUACCUUCCGGACGCCACUGCGGAAGCGGGCGAAGGCGGCGUGGCCAUCUCCCGACCGGAACUGGUCAUUCAUUUUAUCGACUGAAACAAAACGCUAGAUAUCGACGACGACGCCGCCAUAAAACCAUUAGGUCUAUAAACUGUGCCAUACACACUCGUUAUGAUAUAAUAAUAUAUGUUAUAAUAUAUUUAUAUAUACGUACUUACUAUUGUCUACUUAUACAAAGUAUAAAAUCUAUAAUGAUUUUUUUAUGAUAUUAUUUUUAUUUUGUAUUCAAUAGUAACAUGAGUGGUAGGUACUUUAUAAUAUUUUCGUUUUCUACAAAUUGUAAAUACUCAUGUUAUAAUAAUAUUAUUGUGUGUUACUCAUGUUUGUAUACGAAUCGAUGUACUUAUAUGAAUUUUUAUUUGUGGCAUUUAAAUGCUCAUCAUAUAAUAUAAUGUGAAAUGCCAUAACUUCAUCCUAUAUAAAACGUCUUUACUUCAUCUAAUUUGUUUUUUUAUAUCGUAUUGAUUUACCUAUGACGUAUCAAACGGAGAAAUUAAACGUGACAAACUUGACGGGUUUAUGAAUAACAAGUUACCUACAAUAUUAAUCACAAUAGGACUUAACGUACGUACUAUAAUUUAUUACAGUUACCCAUUACCUAUUUACUGUUUAUAUAUUAUAUUUUUAUAUUGAAAUAUACACUGUGCAUAUAGUUAAUUUGUGUACUCACAUAAUACAUAUUUUAUUUUAACCAUC